AUGAAACCUGCAACGAUAGUAAACAUUACAGGGCAACACGAAAAAAGGAAACCUAGCAGUCGGGAUUUUAUCCAUUUCAUCAAUCUCCGGCGAAAAUGGAGGAACAGAACGACACCGGCGCCGGAGAGAGUAGUUUGUUCGAUGGAUCAGCUCACUGGUGGUGGGCAAUCGGAAGCGGAGUCCAAAUCGGAUGGUGAGUGA
Arabis nemorensis is the source of this 201-nucleotide messenger RNA. The record is from the annotation of a GenBank genome assembly. Lineage: Eukaryota; Viridiplantae; Streptophyta; Magnoliopsida; Brassicales; Brassicaceae.